AUGAGAUUCAUCGAUACUAAUAUCGGCCUCCUACCGGCCUGCCUGGCUCUGCUCGCCUCGGCGUGCGCCGUCGGUGCGCAGGGAUCGUGCUCCCUCCCGACAACCUACAAGUGGACCGAUUCAGGCGUGCUGGCGCAGCCCAAGAGCGGCUGGGUCUCGCUGAAGGACUUCACUCAUGCCACGUACAACGGCAAGCACCUGGUCUACGCGACCUACAACACGGGCUCGGCUUGGGGCUCCAUGGCCUUCAGCCCCUUCUCCGACUGGUCUGAGAUGGCCACCGCGAGCCAGAACGGGAUGAGCCAAGCUGCUGUGGCGCCGACCCUGUUCUACUUCCGCCCCAAGGACAUCUGGAUCCUUGCGUACCAGUGGGGCCCGACGUCGUUCUCCUACAAGACGUCCAAGGACCCCUCCAACGCGAACGGGUGGUCGUCGGUCCAGCCGCUCUUCAGCGGCACCAUCUCGGGCUCCGACACAGGCGUCAUCGACCAGACCGUCAUCGGCGACGACAAGAACAUGUACCUCUUCUUCGCGGGCGACAAUGGCAAGAUCUACCGCGCCAGCAUGCCGAUCGGCCAGUUCCCGGGCAACUUUGGCACGACGUCGCAAGUGAUCAUGAGCGACUCCAGGGACAAGCUCUUUGAGGCCGUUCAGGUCUACAGGGUGCAGGGUCAGAACCAGUGGCUCAUGAUCGUGGAGGCCCUGGGAGCCAACGGGAGAUACUUCCGCUCUUUCACGGCGACGAGCCUGGACGGCACCUGGACGCCCAAUGCCGUCAACGAGAACUCGCCGUUUGCGGGCAAGGCCAACAGCGGCGCGACUUGGACAAACGACAUCAGCCAUGGUGAUCUGAUCCGCGUAAACCCGGACCAGACCAUGACUAUCGACCCAUGCAACCUGCAGCUGCUCUACCAAGGACGGGCACCUAACUCGGGCGGAGACUACAAUAGCCUGCCUUACCGGCCGGGUCUCUUGACUAUGCGGCGUUAA
Thyridium curvatum is the source of this 990-nucleotide messenger RNA. RefSeq lists its product as uncharacterized. Gene Ontology annotation, biological process: L-arabinose metabolic process. Bases 1 to 990 code for a protein of 329 amino acids. Gene Ontology annotation, molecular function: alpha-L-arabinofuranosidase activity. The record is from RefSeq and is a predicted model, not a curated record. Lineage: Eukaryota; Fungi; Ascomycota; Sordariomycetes; Thyridiales; Thyridiaceae. The transcript has a single exon.